Eubalaena glacialis (North Atlantic right whale) is the source of this 2041-nucleotide messenger RNA. RefSeq names its product N-alpha-acetyltransferase 50, NatE catalytic subunit (gene NAA50). Gene Ontology annotation, molecular function: acyltransferase activity, transferring groups other than amino-acyl groups. The transcript is spliced from 5 exons. Gene Ontology annotation, cellular component: NatA complex. The record is from RefSeq and is a predicted model, not a curated record. Lineage: Eukaryota; Metazoa; Chordata; Mammalia; Artiodactyla; Balaenidae. Gene Ontology annotation, biological process: mitotic sister chromatid cohesion. Bases 294 to 803 code for a protein of 169 amino acids.
GCGGCGGGUCUGGCUGGCGGCGGCGGUGGCGGCGGGCGGGAGGAGAGUGCCCCGUGUGCACGUGUGGAGAAGCGGCGGCACCAGCGCGGCGGCGGGAGGCACCCUCGCCCCCUCUGGAGACGCAGGGCCGCGCUCGACUCUCGCGGCCUCCGUCACCCGCUCAGCUCCCUGCUCUAAGCGAGGAGGCCGGCUUGCGGGGUGGAGUGGCCCGAGCUGAGGGCGCGGAGAGCUCAGGGCGGCGACGACAACGGCGUUGAUAUCUGUGGUAACAACGGCCUCAGCAGGCGGGGAAGAUGAAAGGUAGCCGGAUCGAGCUGGGAGAUGUGACACCACACAAUAUUAAGCAGUUGAAGAGAUUAAACCAGGUGAUCUUCCCAGUCAGCUACAAUGACAAGUUCUAUAAGGAUGUGCUGGAGGUUGGCGAGCUAGCAAAACUUGCCUAUUUCAAUGAUAUUGCAGUAGGUGCAGUAUGCUGUAGGGUGGAUCAUUCACAGAAUCAGAAGAGACUUUACAUCAUGACACUAGGAUGUCUGGCACCAUACCGAAGGCUAGGAAUAGGAACUAAAAUGUUAAAUCAUGUCUUAAACAUCUGUGAAAAAGAUGGCACUUUUGACAACAUCUAUCUGCAUGUCCAGAUCAGCAAUGAGUCUGCAAUUGACUUCUACAGAAAGUUUGGCUUUGAGAUUAUUGAGACAAAGAAGAACUACUAUAAGAGAAUAGAGCCCGCUGAUGCUCAUGUGCUGCAGAAAAACCUCAAAGUCCCUUCUGGCCAGAACGCAGAUGUGCAAAAGACAGACAACUGAACAAAUUACAGAUGAACUUUCUUGCACUUGCUUGUCGCCAAAUAAAAGAGAGGCCCAUUGAUUCCCCCCCCCCUUUCUUUUAAACCUUUCCCCCUUCCUUGUUCUUGUGUUUCCUCCUUUCAAAACUUCCUUCCCUUUCCUCUAAAAGUUUUAAACUUUUAAGGACUUAUUAAUCAUGUUUGGAUUGUUUUAGUUUUCUUAUUUUUGUGAGGUGGUUUGAUUGUAGGAAGGAGAAGGUAUAGAUCUGUUUAGUUUCACAGUUAAGAUAUAUGGUCCCAAAAACUUGAGUGUCAAUUUCAUUUGUUUUUUUAAUGUCCUGCUUUCACAUUGAAGGGCAGAGCCUACAAAAUAUUGUAUAUUUCAGAGGACGAGAAGCAGCAGCAGCAAUAUCUUGUUCUCUAACUCAUAGACAAGUUUAGUGUGUUCGUGGUACUUUGGGGUUUUCAAGAUUCUGUGGGAUACUAAUCCCUGUACAUUGCCUUCACUCCACCUUUUGUCCUUCUGAGUAUUAUCUCAGGAGUUGGACCAUUGUUAUCCUUGUAAGAAAUACUAAGCUUAUUUUGUUCUGUUAAGCAGUUAUUUCUUCCUUCCUCGCUGGUGGCUGACGGUGGGUGGGACAGUCUGAGUAGGUGGUAUUAUACUUUGGUCUCAGCAUUUGAGUUAAACUGCUUUUUGCUAAUGAGCGGGCUGGUUGUUAGCAGGUUUAUUUUUCCUGCUGUUGAUUGUUAGAAGUGGCAUUAACUUUUGGAGUGUGGGCUGGUGAGAUUAAUUUUUUUUAAUAUCCCAGCUAGAGAUAAUGGCCUUUAACUGACCUAAAGAGGUUGGUUGUGAUUUGCUUUUUUUUCUCCUGUCCUUUUUCUUCAGUAAAUCCACAAUAGUUAGUCAAACCUUAAAAACGGAGUUGAUGUCCUUAUAGGUCAAUGCCCCUAAAUAAACCUGAAGCAGGUGUUGUCUUUUGGACAUAUUAAAAAAUACCUAAAAGGAAGCUUAGAUGGACUUGUGGCACAACAAAUGCAUUUAAUGUCAGCUAAUGCAGACUGUUAGAAGUGUGGCCACUGAGCAUUUGAUUUUAGAGGAAGGAAUAUCUAGACAGUAUUUUUGAGAAUAACAUAGCUGUGCUAAUUGCUUAUCUGUUGGAGAACAUCCCAGAUUUGCUUACAUUCUGUGCCUGUGAUAUUGAGUUUAAGGAUUUGGGGGUGGGAGAAUUAUUAAACAUAUUGCUUCUAUUCUUGGAAAAA